Molecule: messenger RNA, 1509 nt
Organism: Cotesia glomerata
Lineage: Eukaryota; Metazoa; Arthropoda; Insecta; Hymenoptera; Braconidae
Product: protein phosphatase 1 regulatory subunit 14B
Exons: 5
Coding region: 410-790 (126 amino acids)
Biological process (GO): regulation of phosphorylation
Cellular component (GO): cytoplasm
Molecular function (GO): protein serine/threonine phosphatase inhibitor activity
Source: RefSeq, a predicted model, not a curated record
AAUACUUGAGACUAGCGAGCAGACUUUUGGUGCAAAGUUGCAGACUAGACUCUUGUCAAUCGUCAAGUGAAUUGUCAGGAGACGCGAUUAGAGUUUUGCUUGUUACUUAUUUUAUUCAUUAUUAUUAUUAUUACUGUUGUUAUUAUUAUUAUUAUAAUUAUUAUUAUUAUUACCGAUGUUGGUGUUUAUUUACAAAAUAAUUAAGUGAAAUUUAAAAAUUGUUAUUUAACGUUUGGUUAUUAGCAAGAUAAAAUAUUUAAUGUAAAAAAUAAUUGAUAUUUGUUUAAGAAUCUCAUUAAAAAUAAAACAAUAUACCGGGCUAAUAAAUUAGAGUUUAUUAUAACAGUAAUAAAUAAUACCUGCAGUAAGAAGAAUAGUGAUAAUAAUAAUAAUAAUUGUUUGCUAAAUAAUGGAAGGAGUCGGAGGUGUAUUGACGGCAGAACGUAGCCCGGCUCGUGCUAAUUUGCACGUGGCUUUCACGGAAAAAGGUGAAGUUAAAGAAAAACGUGAGAAAUUUCUCACGGCUAAAUAUGGUUCACAUCAGAUGUCUUUAAUUAGAAAGAGACUCGCUGUUGAGAUGUGGCUCUUUGAUGAGCUUCAGAAGCUCUAUGAAUCAGUGAGUGAUAAUGGCAAGAGUCGGGAAGUUGAGGUUGAUAUUGAUGAAUUGUUGGAUAUGGAUAGCGACGAUCAUAGGCGAAGUUAUUUACAAGAACUAUUGGUUGAUGCUAAAAAACCCCAUGAUGUAAAGAAAUUCAUCAACGAUUUGCUGGAAAAGGCAAAAACACUCUGAAAAGUAUGUACCUGCCAUGGAUUAAAUAUACUGAUACGCAAGGUCGUGAUUUGCUCAGCUUUUUUAAUAAUAUAGAAGAGGCCAGUGAAAAAAAAAAAAAAAAAAAAAAAAAAAAAAAAAAAAUUACACAAGUAAGUUAUCAAUUGAUAUAAAACAGAAUUCUUAAAAUUGAUAAAGCUCAAAAGAGUAAAGGUACGACUUAUAUAAGACAGCGUAUUUAAUUAAUCUUUAUUAUUGAUAUUAUCAUUAACAAUUAUAUUUUUGAUUUAUAUUUUAUUAUUUUAUAUUCAGCUAAGAAUUUAUUAUUAUUAUUAUUAUACAAGAAUUUAACAUGACUGAAUUCCUACUUAAUUUAUCUCGCUUUGGAUCUAAUAAUUUUGAUUUACUGCUGGUUGGAAAGUUAAAAGCGAUGCCAUCCAAAUAAUCGCGUGGCAAAGUUUAAUGGUACAAAAAAACAGAUUUAAAAAUAAAUUUGUCAGAGCAAUAGAUUUUUUAAAUUUGUAUGAGAAAAAUUCAGCGGUUGAGUUGGUGUAAGAGAAAUAAAAAAGAAAAAGAAGAAGAUAAAUAAUAAAAUAAAAUUAAUUAGAGUCACUAGAACAGAGACCCGUGGCACUUGAACUAGUAAUUUUUAAUAUCAGUAAUAGGCAAGUCAAUAAGUGCCAAAUAGAUAUCACGUUCCAAAAAAUAACUUUAGAAGUAACACACAAAUAAAGUAAAUA